AUGCUAAGAAUAGAGUUCGAUAGAACGAAAGAGCGAUAUAGCGAGAUAACAUUUCUUUAUUUUAAAAUUUCGCGUACCGGUAUUUCCUUGACAAUGUUUCGCACUGCUGUGGUGUUGACUCUAAUGUGCGCUAGUUGCACCCAAAUAAAUGGAUUUCCGCAUCCACCGCUGACAACUUCAGCCCCGCUGUUAGAUGGCGUCUACGAUGAAAAGUUCGAUAAUGUAGAUUUGGACGAGAUACUGAUCCAAGAGCGAUUACUUAACAACUACAUAAAGUGCUUAGAGAGUGCCGGCCCCUGUACACCCGAUGCGAAAAUGCUGAAGGAUAUUUUACCCGAUGCAAUCUUGACUGAUUGCACCAGAUGUACAGAAAAGCAAAAAAUUGGCGCCGAGAAGGUUACCCGCCAUCUUAUUGAUAAUCGACCUAGCGACUGGGAGCGUCUUGAGAAAAUUUACGAUCCGGAAGGUACCUAUCGUAUUAAGUACCAAAAUUCGAAGACAAAUGGCAAUUAGGAAGUUAUUGUAAAUGUUAUGGAUCAGUUGCAUAGCGAUUCCUAAAUUUGUUACGAUUUUUUUUCCACAGAUUAAAUAAAUGAGUACAUUGUAUGUAUUUA
Drosophila obscura is the source of this 614-nucleotide messenger RNA. It is a transcript of the gene a10, whose product is annotated as putative odorant-binding protein A10. The record is from RefSeq and is a predicted model, not a curated record. The transcript is spliced from 3 exons. Lineage: Eukaryota; Metazoa; Arthropoda; Insecta; Diptera; Drosophilidae. Bases 1 to 513 code for a protein of 170 amino acids.